Molecule: messenger RNA, 2364 nt
Organism: Platichthys flesus (European flounder)
Lineage: Eukaryota; Metazoa; Chordata; Actinopteri; Pleuronectiformes; Pleuronectidae
Product: neuronal acetylcholine receptor subunit non-alpha-2-like
Exons: 6
Coding region: 122-1585 (487 amino acids)
Biological process (GO): chemical synaptic transmission; nervous system process; regulation of membrane potential
Cellular component (GO): synapse; postsynaptic membrane; neuron projection
Molecular function (GO): transmembrane signaling receptor activity; acetylcholine-gated monoatomic cation-selective channel activity
Source: RefSeq, a predicted model, not a curated record
UGUUCUCCGCCUUCAAGCCACCGAGCACCACUGAUGGAAAACCCUGCGUUUAGUCCAUCUCUGUGUGCUCAGCGCAGCGUGUAGUUCUAGGAGCGCUCCUCCGGACCAGGACACCGUCAUCAUGAAGUUGGUGGUCCUCCUCCUCUUCCUCCCCUGCCUCCUCAUGUGGACGUCCUGCCCGCGGUGUCUCGCCAGCAUCGCCGCUAAAAAUGAGUUUGUGUCAUUGGCGGAGAUGGAAGACGAGCUGCUGAGGAACCUUUUCCAAGGCUACCAGCGCUGGGUCAGGCCAAUCCAACGAGCCAAUGACACCAUCAGAGUACGUUUAGGACUCAAGAUCUCCCAGCUGGUUGAUGUGGAUGAGAAGAACCAGCUCAUGACAACUAACGUUUGGCUGUGUCAGGAGUGGUUCGAUUACAAGCUGCGAUGGAAUCCAGACAAAUAUGGAGGAAUCACUACCAUCAGAGUUCCCUCUGAAAAUAUCUGGCUGCCAGACAUCGUCCUCUAUGAGAAUGCUGAUGGGCGUUUCGAGGGCUCCCUCAUGACCAAAGCCAUUGUCAAGUACACCGGUAUGGUCACCUGGACGCCCCCUGCCAGUUACAAGUCGGCCUGCACCAUGGAUGUCACCUUUUUCCCUUUUGACCGCCAGAACUGCACCAUGAAGUUUGGCUCCUGGACCUACGAUGGCCACAUGGUGGAUCUGGCCCUGAUGGACUACCAGGUAGAUCGAAAAGACUUCUUUGACAAUGGGGAGUGGCAGAUCCUCAAUGCCACCGGUGCCAGAGGAAACCGGAAGGAUGGCUUGUAUUCAUACCCCUUCAUUACGUACUCUUUUAUUCUGAAGAGGCUACCGCUGUUCUACACUCUCUUCCUCAUCUUCCCCUGUCUGGGUUUGUCCUUUCUGACCGUCUUGGUGUUUUACCUUCCCUCAGACGAAGGAGAGAAGCUGUCACUUUCUACCUCUGUCCUCGUCUCGCUCACUGUGUUCCUCCUGGUCAUAGAGGAGAUCAUCCCCUCCUCCUCCAAGGUGAUCCCACUCAUCGGAGAGUACCUGCUCUUCAUCAUGAUCUUCGUCACACUCUCAAUCAUCGUCACCGUCUUCGUCAUCAACGUCCACCACCGCUCCUCUGCGACCUACCACCCCAUGUCCCCGUGGGUUCGUAACCUCUUCCUCCAAAAGCUCCCGAGGCUGCUCUGCAUGCGCGGACACAUCGACCGCUACCACUACCCAGAGCUGGCCCCUGAGAGCCCUGAGCUGAAGACGCGCUCUGGAGCGCGGAGAGCCGGGCAAAGGAGCGGAGCCCAUGGACAGGCGACUGCUGAGGGGAAGGAGGAGGAAGCCUGGGCGACCAUGAUGGAGAAGGCCAUCUACUCAGUGCGGUACAUCAGUAGACACAUCCGCAAGGAGCACUUCAUCCGCGAGGUGGUACAAGACUGGAAGUUUGUGGCCCAGGUGUUAGACAGGAUCUUCCUAUGGGCUUUCCUCACCGUCGCGAUACUGGGUACCAUCGGUAUCUUCACUCCAGCGCUGCAAAAUUUCUUGAAAAUCCCUCCUCCAACUGCGAGUGAGAAUUCACCUUCACACUAGUGGCAAUAACAUAUGACUUUCACAGACAACCGCUGAUCCACCUUCAAGAAUCUUUUAAACACUUGAACAAGAGGAAGCCCCAGCAAGGGCUUUUUAACAGGAACACCGACACUUUGAUUUUUAGUUUGGUUUCUUCUCUAGAUCCACUGUGUAAUGUGUUCUUUAUGUCAGUAUGUGUACAAUUUGAUUUGAUCAUGAUGACAUCAUGUUUUGUUUGUACAUAAAUGAGGCAAACUUAGUAAAGCUCUGUAAAACCAGUGUUACAUUUGAGCCUGUCAUUGCCAAAGUCAUUCAAUUUCAAGUUUUACUCAAAAUGGCUUCAAGCAGCACACAACUGUUAGUGUACCUUAGAUUAAAACUACUGGUCAUGUUAGCCAAGUAUUUAAGCUUCAGUUUUAUGAAACUUUCAGCGGAAAGUACAAAGUUAAACCACAGAUUUUUAUAAUUUGCUUAAGUUAUGUACUUAAACUAAUGUCCUCAUUAUUGCUUCAUGUUUUUAGGGGAAAUUUCCCUUGAUUUUGUUGUAUGUGGUGGAUUUGUUUUCUUGAGUUGUCAUUUUAUUCAUUUAUUCACGUUAUGAUUAUUCUGUCACAACAUUAAGAUAAUCACAAACCUGAAGCACAAAAUACCUCUUACUCUAACUACUAGUUAUAUAUUAUAAGAAAAGGAAACAACUUAAUUGCUCAAUGUGUCAACAACAACAAUGUCCAUAUCUCUUAUGUACUGAUGUCUGUCUCAUCCCAUUCAAAUAAAGAACUUGCUACAUUUGGUCACUGCUU